Pleurotus ostreatus (oyster mushroom) is the source of this 3651-nucleotide messenger RNA. RefSeq lists its product as uncharacterized. The transcript has 24 exons. Gene Ontology annotation, molecular function: ATP-dependent chromatin remodeler activity; ATP binding. The coding region runs from base 1 to 3651 and encodes 1216 amino acids. NCBI's taxonomy places the organism in Eukaryota, Fungi, Basidiomycota, Agaricomycetes, Agaricales, Pleurotaceae. Gene Ontology annotation, cellular component: cytoplasm. The record is from RefSeq and is a predicted model, not a curated record.
AUGGACACCCCGUCUGGCUCCCAAUCCUCCUCCUCACUCAUCAGUCUCGCGAAAAAGCAUCUCGGCCUUACUCGCCGCGCGCCGACGGCCAAAAUCCCCCCAAGUUAUCUCGAAGAGCUCAAGAAGCUCAUUGCAUCCAACCCGCACGACACAAAUUACCGUUUGACGCUCGAACCGGGCACAGGCUUCGGAUCUAUCACUUGCUUCGAAGCUGGGUGUGGCCGUGCGGUCAUCAAGCUCAUUCGCAGCGCGAAAGCGGGGGACGGCGGCAAGAAAGAGGGGUUUGGAUCCCUGGCCGCGUACAAGUUUCAUAUCAAAAACCAGCAUGGCAAGGCGCAGCGUCCUGCGCGCGAGGAACCUCGUCUGGCGGACAGGAGAGCUGCUCUCCAGGCUGCGUCGCCCUCUCGCCACGCCCCUGUCAAAACCGAGCGCUCUGAGCUGUGUAUAAAGCCUGAGCCUGUAGAGCCAUCACUCCCCCGCACACACGCCCCCGACGCUGCUGCAGCUACAUCCGCCCCCCGUCCGCCCGCCAACGUCAAGGCAGAACCCAUCCCGUUUCAGCCGUCCAAGAAAGCGAAAGCGAAGACUGAAGUAAGCAUGGACGCUAAGCGCCCCCUCGCGACGGUCGACAGCAACAGCCUGAACGAGAUACAUAUACACGACGGUGCGCAUACGGCUGCAGCCCCGAACCCUCUGAAGCGUGCGGGGGAGAAUCUGAGCGCACCGGUGAAGCCGCGCCCGGCUCCCGGUGAUCUGCUCUCGCGCCAAUCCCGUCGUUCCGACUUCGAAGUUGGCAGCAUCAAGCACGAGCCGAAAUGGGAGGCGGUCCCGCUUCCGCCGUCGUCGUCGCCGGCGCCCUCCUCGCCUAUCGCAGGUCCGAGCUGGAGGCACGGCUCGGAGGGCAGCAAAUACCCAGCCACGGACACGGACGACGUGAUGGAUCUCGACAUCGACGGCGACAGGGACGCCGACAGCGACCAUGCGAAGAUCGUGGACGCCGUGGUGCAGAGAUACGCGGAUGCGAUGCCGCAGCUCCCGCCGAUGCGCGACGCCCGCGACGAGAACGGGGACUUCCACGGACGGGGGCGGGAUACGUUCCGGGGGCCACAGGCGGCCGCCACUGACAUCGAUAAAUUUCUGCUGGCGGCCGGUAACUCCGAGCAAUUCGACGGCAAUGCGCGGGUCGACACGGCGCUCGAGACGCUGGGGCUUACGGGGCAGUACCAGCUGAUCCCUGGCAUGCAGAUCGCGCUCAUGCCGCAUCAGAUCAUCGGUGUUGCUUGGAUGAUCAAUAAAGAGAAUAGUUACUUCAAGGGCGGGAUCUUAGGAGACGAAAUGGGUCUUGGGAAGACCGUGCAAAUGAUCGCCACUAUGGUUAAGAACGUCUCGACCAACCCUGCUUGCCGGGCGAACCUCGUCAUCGCUCCGACCGCUCUGCUUGAGCAGUGGAAAAACGAAAUCGAGGAGAAGACAAAUACUGGGUUCAAGGUCCUGAUUUAUCACGGAAACAACAAACCUCGUCGUAAGAAGGAGCUGUUGGAUUAUGAUGUAGUGUUAACUACGUUCGCUACGAUGGCCUACGAAUGGCCCGAUGCCGAGGCGGAGCAGAAGCGCAAGAAGGCGAAAGCAAAGCGUCGGAAAUCUGAGGGCUUCAUUGUCGAGGACUCCGACGAAGACGAGUCUGAUCGCCCCACGCGCCGCCGAGGUGCCCGCCGCGAGUCUGGCAUUCUAUUUCAGAUGGACUGGUACCGUGUCAUCCUUGAUGAAGCCCAAUUUGUUCGAAACAAGACAACCCGCGCUUCGCGGGCUGUGAGCGAGCUGCAGGCGACGUAUCGGUGGUGUCUGACCGGCACGCCCAUCGUAAACGGGCUGGCGGACGCGUAUGCGUAUCUGCGAUUCAUCAAGCUGCGACCGUGGUAUGACUGGUCGGAAUUCCACGCUCAUAUUUCGCGGCUGGAGAAGAAGAACCCCGCCACUGCCGUCGUGCGCCUCCAGGCCAUAUUGGCUAGCUGCAUGAUUCGACGCACGAAGUCGUCGGAGCUGGAUGGCAAACGCUUGAUCGAGUUGCCUCCCAAGGAGGUCGAGCUCAUCAAGCUCGAGUUUACUGCAGAAGAACGGGAGAUCUACAAGAUGGUGGAAGCUAAGACCCAGGCGACUUUCAACCGCUACUUACGAGCGGGCACAGUCCUCAAGAAUUACUCCCAAGUGCUCGUGUUGCUCCUACGUCUGCGACAAAUCUGCUCGCAUCCGAAUCUCAUCCAGGAGGACGGUGACGGCUUUGUGCAUCCCGACGAAGUCGACGAUGACAAGCCCGAAGUCCGCACGGAGUUGACGCGUGCUAGGUACCUUGUUUCGAUGGAAUUCGUCGAUGGGCUGAAGGCAAAGUUCAAGGAGGCGGCCCUCAAGCGAAUCGCUGCGGAGAAGGAGUCCGUGGAUGCUAUAUUCGAAGACGAAGAGUGCCCGAUCUGCUUUGAUCACUACACGAACGCGGUUAUCACUCCUUGCUCUCACACAUUCUGCAAGGAAUGCAUAACCGAUGUCAUCAAUGGACCUCUGGCUGAUGGAGAUGAAGCCCAUUUCAAUCAAGAUCGUCCCUGCCCUGUGUGUCGCAGCUCCAUUACCGAGGAGAAGCUCUUCUCUCGCUCUGCUUUCGAGCCGUCCGAAGAGGAUUUGGAUCCCUCCUUGGCCAAGCCCAAGCCCAAGGCGGACACAAACGAGGACCCGAACUCUGUCUUCUGGCGUACCAACAAGGGAAAGGGAAAGGCAAAAGCAAAAGCAAGGGGUAAGCCCAAGCCCAAAUCAAAGCGCGUCACCGUCAUCGACAGCGGGGACGAAUGCUAUUCCGAAGAGGAAGAGGUCUCCGACGACGACGACGACAAUAUGAGUGACUUCAUCGUCGAUUCCGAUGAAGACGAGGACUACGAAGAGAAGAGUGCGAGUCGGGCUAUCAAGAAACGUCUAGCGAAGCGCACGAUCGUUCUUGAUUCGGACGACGAGAUCCCGGAUGACCAGGUUAUCUUCGGCUUGAAGCCGGCCACGACGCCCACUCCAGCGGCGCACGACGGUCCGGUGGUGAUGAUGCCCAAGUUCUUGCCCUCGACGAAGAUGAAGUACAUGAUGGAAAUACUUCGCAAGCUGGCUCAGGACCAUCCGGACGAAAAGACCAUCAUCGUCUCCCAAUGGACGUCCUGUCUUAGUCUUGUCUCGAACUACCUAGGGGAAGCCGGGGUCGCACAUGUAAAAUAUCAAGGCGACAUGGAUCGCAACAGUCGGGACACGGCCGUGCGGGUGUUCAUGACCAAGGACACCGCUCGGGUCAUGUUAAUGUCCUUGAAGUGCGGAGGUGUUGGCCUGAACCUCACGCGGGCGAAUAACGUCAUUUCGUUGGAUCUGGGAUGGUCGCAGGCCGUAGAAUCCCAGGCCUUCGAUCGAUGCCACAGGCUCGGCCAGAUGAGAACCGUCAGUAUCCAGCGCCUGGUCAUCGCCGACACCGUCGAAGACAGGGUCCUGACGAUGCAGGAACGGAAGCAAACCCUGGCUGAUGGAAGUCUUGGAGAGGGCAGCGGCAAGAAGAUUGGCAAGCUUACUGUCCGUGAACUGGCGAACCUCUUCGGGCUCGAUGAUCGCGGCCGACGCCUACAAGAAGACUAG